AUAAAAAGGUGCUUGCUUUAUUUUACUGAUUGAAGAUGAAUACUGACGUUAUUUCUCCAUGUUCUUUAACGGGGUUGAUUUAUUGUAAAAAAGGAAAAUUUUGCAGAAAAAAAAAUGCAUGCUUGCCCAGUUAAAGGAAUUUGAGUAUUAUUAUAUACUAGUAAUUGUUAUUAUGAGAGGGCCUUUAGUCAGGAUGUUUGAUGGAUUUUACCAUGCUGGGGAAUUGUCAAAUUGGAUGGCUUUAUCACCUUGGCCUUUGGUUCUUUGGCGGCAUUCAUUGAGGCUAUGGAGGUUACGUAGGGAAUGCAAAACUUCAGAAAGCUGGCUCAUAAAUUUAACUGGUAACAUAUUGUCAAAGGCUUACUAGUGAGGGAUUGUGAUCUGCUGAAUUUGGAUGUGAUAUUUAGGUACUUUAGUCCUUAUUUUACCAUAGAAAGACUUUCAAAUCUCGAAUUUCUGUAAAUUUUUGUCUGAGUUCCAUGCAAUAUGUAUCUCAUUUGUUAGACUUUACAUGUGAGUUUGGUUGAAAAGCCACUCUUAUCCUUCCAAGCAUAAAAUAACUUUCAAAGAAAUUGCUGCCUAACUACAGUGCAUUUGUCACUGCUAAUGUCAUUGUGGAGUUCAUCUCUUUGAACAUUUAUGUGUGUUAAACUGUGAAUACUUCCUCAGUUCCGUCAUUCCUUGCCUCCUUUUGAAUUAGCUUCACUUAAUCUGCAUCGCUAAGUGAUAAUCAAUUGUGCUUCUUGGCACACUAGGAGCAUCAAUUCGAGAAAUUUCAUGACUCUGGGAACAUGAAACAUGAUGAGCAGAAUAGAGGAGUAUAACAGAGAAUUGGAGGCUCUUCGUGUAAAGGAGAAAGUGGAGAACAUGAUUCAUAAUGAAGACUAUGCUGGUGCAAGGGAUACUUUGCAAAGAGCCCGUAAUCUUUUUCCGCUUGGUGAAAUUGUUCCUAAGCAGACUGUAUGUGAAAUCCUAUCAGCUGCCAAUAUCAACUUUCCAGGUUGUGAGAUUGACUACUACUGGGUCCUUCAACUUGUGCCAUCAGCCAAGACAUUUGACAUAAAGCAUCAGUAUCAGAAACUUAGAAACAUGCUGCAACCUUUGAAGCAUAACUUCCCAGGUACAGAUGUGGCUCUUAAACUCAUAGAGGAUGCUUUCUUUGUGCUUUCUGACAAUCAAAAGCGUUCUGAAUUCAAUUUGCAACGUAGCACUGCCUGGGAAAAUUAUGAAUCACCUCCUCUAGAAGCAACAAUUUCCUCUGAAUUGUCUGAAAUGAAGGGAGGAAUGUCUGCUCUAGCCUCUGGUGAUUGUCAAAAUGUAUCUUUAGAAAACCUGGGGACAAGGAGUCAGGAUUGUUUGACAACGGGCAUGCAUCUAAUGAGAAAUGGAGGAGCUUGGUCAAAUUCUACCAGUAAUACUUCCGAAGGAGAUAUGGCAGAAGUUAUGCUUGACGUGAACACUCUAUCAGAACAGAACCAUGCUGUUUCAAGGGAUCAUCCAUCCUCUUCCAGAAAUAUGGCCCAUGAAGUGCUUUAUCAGGAUAUCUACAACUUCGAUGAUGACAGAGAAGUAGAUAAUAUGGCAAUAGGCCAAAUAUGGGCGACACACUAUCAAUCAAAUGAACAUCAAAAUCGCCGAUAUGCUCAAAUUAUCGCCAGGUCUAUGUCUACAGUUACUGUGAUGUGGCUGAAACCAAUUCCAGUUACUAAUGCAGAGAGAAGAUGGUGUGAGGCCGGGCUACCUGUUGGAUGCGGAUCUUUUCGCCUGGACUUGGAGUCGGGAGAACAGGUAAUUGCACCUUUGCAGUUCUCCUACAAAUGCUCUCUGACUACUAAAGUGGCAGCACAACAGUUUGACAUGUAUCCACAGAAAGGUGAGGUUUGGGCGGUUUAUGAGGAUUGGAACCUCGAAGAAUGGUCCUACAAUCCUGAAGUUACAAAUAGUUGCAACUAUAGAUUAGUUGAAAUUCUCUCAGAUUUUUCAACAUAUACUGGAUUUGACUGCACGUAUUUGGUGAAGGUUCCAGGUUUCAGGAGCAUUUUUCAGAGGGAAACAGGAGGAGGCAUUUCCAUCACUGUUCGCGUCCUUCCACGCAUGUUAUACUCCCUAUCCCACAAGGUUCUGGCAUAUAGGUUAACUGGAGAAGAGAUUGAUGGAGUAGUCAGUGGGAUGUUGGAGGUUGACCAGUUAGCAUUGCCAAAUAAUAUGAGAGGAAAACCAGACGAGGCAGAGAUGUGGAAGAUGGAAGAGUCAGGUGGUAAAGCAGAUGAUGAUGCAAUAAUGUCGGAGAGAAAAAGCCCAAAUCUUUCUAGUUUGACAGGUCAGGUUUGGGCUGUCUACUGUGGAAGAGAUAAAAUGCCUCGGCAGUAUGUGGUUAUACACAACGUGUUCUCAAGAACCCAAGUACUUGUUAAAUUUUUGGAACCUGAACCUGAACCUGAACCUGACUGGGAUAAUAAUUGGCGGCAGAAGAGUUUACCUAUCGCAUGUGGAGCAUUUAGCGUUGGAGACGUAAUCAUGGGUAUGAAAAUUUCGCAGUUAUCACAUCUAGUCAAGGUUGGGAAAACUAUGCCUGGCUACGUGAUUUAUCCUGCGAAAGGCGAGAUUUGGGCUAUGUACCAAAGGUGGAACUGUGAGUGGAAGCUUUCUGAUCUAGAAAGUUGUGAAUAUUGGAUUGUUGAAGUUCUAUCAGACUUCUCAGAAAGAGAGAAGAUUGUGGUAGCGAGGCUGGGUGAAGUGAAGGGCUGCUUCACUUUUUUUCAGCGGCUGCAGGUGGACGGCUUUGAAAUGAUUUGUGAAAUUUCAAGAGCUGAGAUCCAUAGUUUUUCCCACAGGAUUCCUUUUUGUAAAGUCCCUGGUGUUGGAGAUUAUGGCAUUUCAGAGAGUUCUUUACAUUUAGAACCCAACUGUUUGCCUCCAAAACGGAGAAAGCUGGCAUGAAAAUUAAUUUGCUGGAUGGAGAGGUGAAGUGUGAAAGGGCCAGGUUGUUAUAGACUGAAGGCUUCUGAAAACGAAGUUGAUUGCCAUUUUGCAGUGAAAA
Messenger RNA from Coffea arabica (coffee), 3040 nucleotides. Lineage: Eukaryota; Viridiplantae; Streptophyta; Magnoliopsida; Gentianales; Rubiaceae. The record is from RefSeq and is a predicted model, not a curated record.